UAUUGACCUUUUCAACUACAGCAUGUGUGCAAAUAAUCCACAGUGUCAUGAUUUGAAUAUCUGCUUUACAGCUAUAGCCAUCCAGGCGUGGUGGAGGGGCAUCCUGGCCAGGAGGAGAGCCAAACGCAGACGAGACGCUGCUGACACUAUCCGCAGGUUCAUCAAGGGCUUCAUUUACCGCCACAAGGAACGCUGCCCAGAGAACGAGUAUUUCCUGGAUUAUGUUCGCUACUCGUUCCUCAUGAACCUGCACAGGAACCUGCCCAAGAACGUCCUGGACAAGAGCUGGCCGACCCCUCCCGCUGCUCUCACUGAGGCGUCGGAGCAUCUGCGUAAGCUGUGCAUGAACAACAUGGUGUGGAGCUACUGCAAGAAGAUCGACCUCGAGUGGAAACACCAGAUGGAGCAGAAAAUGAUCGCCAGUGAGGUGUUUAAGGACAAGAAGGACAACUACCCACAGAGCGUGCCCAAACUCUUCGUCAGGACAAGACUCAAUGGAGAGGACAUUAACACCAAGGUGCUGCAGGCUCUAGGCAGUGAGAAGAUGAAGUAUGCAGUGCCCGUUACCAAGUACGACAGAAAGGGCUACAAGCCGCGGCGCCGCCAGCUGCUGCUCACCAGUAACAGCGCCAUCAUCGUAGAGGAAGGGAAACUCAAGCAGCGCAUAAACUACGACACUCUCAAAGGUAUUUCCGUCAGCUCCCUCAGUGACGGCCUGUUCGUUCUGCACGUGCCCGGUGAUGACAACAAACAGAAGGGAGAUGUCAUUCUGGAGAGUGAACACGUGAUCGAGACCCUGACCAAGAUCAUCAUCUGUGCCGACAAGUUCAACAGCAUCAACAUCAACCAGGGCAGUAUAACAUUUACAGUGAGUCAAGGUAAAGAGGGGAUAAUAGACUUCACACCUGGAUCAGAGCUACUAGUGACAAAGGCCAAGAAUGGACACCUGUCAGUGACGGCUCCCAGGCUGAACUCCAGAUGAUGGCCGCUCUGAUACACACGCCUGGACCCAUGUACCCCUGACCACGCCCAUCCUCCAGUCACAUGACCGCAGGCUCCCCUCUGCCUAAGCCAAUCAGACGUUAGCUGUCAUUACCUGUGGCAUGUGCUUCCAAUGAAAAUGAAUCCAGCAAAACUAAUUGAGAUAUUUAUAUAUAUAUAUAUAUAUAUAUAUAUAUAUAUAUAUAUAUAUAUAUAUAUAUAUAUAUAUAUAUAUAUAUGAAAUUAAUAAUGUUUGAAUUUUCAGAUUUUAUAGAUGAGGCCAAGGAAUAACAAGUAAUUUGGUGCUUUUUUUUUUUUUUUUAAACCAUGCGUGUUUAUUUGCAAACAUGACCAAGAAAAUAAUUAGGGAAGAGUCCAAAUAUGAAACAAAAAGAAGAUUGGGAUUGUUGAAAGUUGGGGCUACUAAGUUUAGUUUCCUGUUGCCUCUUUAUGCUACUUGACUAAAAGGCUGGAUUGUCUCUAACUGGGUUCUUAAAGCAUGAAGGCGUGUAGAACAAGGUCAACAGUAUGAGAUAGGCGCUGAGAGGUUUAGGGAUAAGAAGAAUAAACUGAAUCAGACGGUGAUGCUUGGUACAGAACUGCAAGUGGUAUCUUACUUAAUCGAAAUAGAUAAAAUGCUACUGAAUAUAUUACAAGAAUCCUAUUAUGGGCCUGUACUGUAAAUACUGCAAAAAUGAACACAGUAAGUGAGAGCGAUUUGAGGUAGAGGUGAAGAGAGAGGGCAGUCGUUCGCCUUCACGCCAGGCGCUUGUGCCUUUCUCCUUGGCUAAUUUAUUCCUGAAGAGUGAGUUCAACAGAUGUACAUAUGUGAACCAUGACACUCGACACCAGAAUGAGUCGAGUUAAGACAGGAGGCGGUCCACUGGUCUUGUUCAGAACCAAGUAACCUGUUGUCACUCUGUUCCUCCACACGCCUCCAGUACCUGAGCAGCCUCCUAUUUCAGAUGACGACAGGGAGUUCUGUCCAAAGGGGAGACAACCGCGCAGACAGUUUGGGUUUUGUGCACAUUGAACCAUCAGAUUUUCUCUGUUAUUGUGUUAUUUAGACUUAACAGAUGCAGGUUCUAAUGUUUGGUUGCCACAGACAAACUAGUUUCCUGCUUUGAUGCUAGUCCAACUAACGUCUGUUGCCUGUGCUUGUUUGCAGACAUGUGUGAAAGCUGUAUCAGUCUUCUCACUAUUCCUUCUCGCCUUUUUAUCAUGUCUCUAUCGCACCAACUAAUGUUGAAAUCACCCGUUUCCACAAUAUGAUGUGACUCUAUGUCUGAUAGGAUUUCCUAUCCCUGACCUUUGACCCAUAGCUGUCCUUUAGCUGAAACCAAAGACUGAAGGUAAAAACGGUAACUACAUUUUUUGGGGGGGCUCCAAAAUGUUUUUCGAUGGUUUUUUUGCAUUUCCACCAUUUUUCUUAGUGACAGAACCUCUUCUGUGGGUGGCGAGGUGGGUGCAAUAUGCCAAGGCAGAACUGUGCUACUGCACUACAGCUACACUAGCCAAAGAUUUAGAGUGAUGCUGUGUUGUAUGAUCUAAUGUCAUUUUUGAUUUAAUUUUUUUCAGGACAGAGAUGUGUAUGUACAGUUUGUCCUGUGUUAUAAACGACGGCUUCAGACCAAGUCAUGUUUGAAACAUCUGGGGAGAUGAAGCUUUUUGUUUCGCUCGCUCCUGUGCCUUGUUGGAUAGCAAUACAACUGGUUUACUGUAUGUGGACAUGGGAGACAUGUCUGGUCCUGAGCAGGUGUAUCUGAAAUGUCCCCUGCAUCACCUGAAAUAUUCCUUCUCUAGUUAAACCAGAUCAUGUUUGUUUGUUUGUUUGUUUGUUUGUUUGUUUGUUUGUUUGUUUGUUUGUCUCUUGAUUUUCAGACUCGCUCCUAUUAUCAAACUUGACUUACUGUAUGCAUCAAUGUAUAAUUAUGCCAACACACUAAAAAGAUACUAAAGGAUAUAAUGAAUAAAUAAAUUUGAAAAAAUACAA
Messenger RNA from Betta splendens (Siamese fighting fish), 2974 nucleotides. RefSeq names its product unconventional myosin-Ic-like. The record is from RefSeq and is a predicted model, not a curated record. The coding region runs from base 23 to 982 and encodes 319 amino acids. Gene Ontology annotation, molecular function: protein binding; cytoskeletal motor activity. NCBI's taxonomy places the organism in Eukaryota, Metazoa, Chordata, Actinopteri, Anabantiformes, Osphronemidae. The transcript has 10 exons. Gene Ontology annotation, cellular component: myosin complex.